Molecule: messenger RNA, 967 nt
Organism: Meloidogyne enterolobii
Lineage: Eukaryota; Metazoa; Nematoda; Chromadorea; Rhabditida; Meloidogynidae
Source: the annotation of a GenBank genome assembly
UCGGACCGAGACGAGAUCUUGAAGAAAAUCUAGGUCGUUGGGAAUCGUUGUAGGGUUUUCUGACACUCCCUGUUCAGUCUCUCCAAUAGUAUAAACUAACGUAUUUAUUCUAAUUAAAUGGCCUCUCCACCCUCUCCUCUCCAAUGGCCUCCUCUUCAUCUCAUCUCCUCUCCAUGGCCUCUCCUCUCCAUCUGAAUGGCCCUUUUUGGGGGUAUUGAAAAAUAGAUGACGGCUAUUCACUUGGAAUAAACACGGUAGUUAUUUUUCUAAUUUAUUUCUAAUCCAAAAACAGAAAGGCGGAUAUUCCAAAUUCCGUUCGGAUAAGGAUCCAUAUAUCAGAAGAUCCGAAUAUCCUAAGAUUCCCAGGAAACGCUAAUCCUACUCCAAGUACCUUAAUCUUACUCGAAUUUUUAAUAUUGCACCCCUCUAAAAUUUAAAAAUUGAAGAAGAACAUAAGGAAGAACCAACAAAAGAACCCACAGAAGAUCAAAAACAAAUUGUUGUCUACAACCCUUUAAAAUUAAAACCAAACAAUCCAGAGCUAAAAUUGUUCGAAUUUAUUGAGGCAAAAAUAAAUUUUUUCUUUGAAAACAAAAAUAAAAUAGUAAAAACGUUGAAAAAAAUAAACUGGUUCAAAACCGAGUUGAAUGCCGAAGAAUUUGAAAGCAUAAACAAAUUGGGGGAUGAAAAUUAUGAAAUGUUGGAUAAACUGAAUUUUGGCGUUUUGUUGAAAAUAAGAGGAAUUUGUAGUAAUUUAAGCCAUUAUUUUAUACGUCUAAAUGGAAAUAUGCUAGGGUUGUGUUUGGAUAAGGAAUUUAAGAAGCCAUUUGAUAAAAUGUUACUGGACCAUAAUUUAAAUUUCGUAAGUUUUUAUUGUUAUACAGGUGGUUGGUCGUUUUUCCGAAUGGUGUUUUUCCAAAGGGAUGCUUUCAAGUGGGGCUUUUCCAUAGGUAGUUUGUUCAUAUAG